Messenger RNA from Alternaria rosae, 1735 nucleotides. RefSeq lists its product as uncharacterized. The record is from RefSeq and is a predicted model, not a curated record. NCBI's taxonomy places the organism in Eukaryota, Fungi, Ascomycota, Dothideomycetes, Pleosporales, Pleosporaceae. The transcript has 2 exons. The coding region runs from base 444 to 1430 and encodes 328 amino acids.
GUGCUCUUUCUUUUCGUGAGAAGGUCUGGAACAAACCGCACCCUUUAUUGAUUCGCAGAUGCCAGCACUUGAUAGUGACAAAGGACUGGGCUUCCUCGUGCGAUAAUCGCGAUAUUCCAGGCUUGACAGUAUUACCACAUAAGCUGCGUCCUGCGAGUAGGUAGUCUGGCAAUGCAGCCGGAAGACUUCAUUCGAUCAUGACGGCUUAUGCGCAUUCAAUGCUGCGCCGAUCUACGAGUUCUUGUUCACCGAAGAACAUUCAAGGACGGAACAAAUGACACAAUGGGGAAUUAUGACAAGGCUGGGCAUAAAGCGGCUGAGCCGCCAACCCCGCGACAGGCCACAACAUCGUCGCGAGGCAUCUUUAUCUCUUGAAACACUCCGACUUUGCUCCCACCGAGCCGCUCUCUGAUUCAUCUGCGUUGUCACGCGUCGAGUUGAAGAUGCAGCCAUUCACCUAUAUUCGCGAAUCUGUUCUCUACGCUUGGAACGACAGCGCCCGCUUUCGCCGCUGGACAAAGCUCCAUACGUGCCCAUGUCUGGGCUGCUGUUUCUGCAUCCACUCAGCUGGCUUCAGCGACUGCACUGGAGACCGGCGCAAAAGAAGAAGACAAAAGCGCAACCUCAUUAUGAGUGAAGUGAAGCAAGCGCGGCGAGAGCGGGCCUUGGCAAACAGAAAGCGGAGUGUGUCUGUGGACGGGAGACAGAUCAAGAUGCCGUUUAGAAGGAGGGAGGAAACUAUGGAGCAGCUGCAGAGCGCUUUCUUUGGUAAAUUACCAGCGGAGUUGAGACUAAAGAUCUAUGAGUUGGUGCUUUGCGAACAGGACGCGAUUGUUGUGAAUCCGGAUGAAAAGGCAGACACCUGUGAUAGGAGGGACGUGUUCAAGUUCAAGACGGAACCCGGACGUUCAGUAAGCAUAUUGCGUACCUGCAAGAGACUCUAUCACGAAGCCAUCGACGUGCUCUACUCCGGCAACACUCUCAGUUUCAAAAGCUACCGUCGCUUCGUCAUGUUCACCCGGUCUAUCCCACCACCGCGAUUAGCCAGCCUCAUGCACAUAACCAUCGUCCAAGCUAACAAGACACUCGACUACCCAGCCGGCCACAUGACCGAGAAGCAACGAUAUCGUCAUGACUGUACAUACCACGACUUCUUCACUCUCGUCAAAUCUUUACCCAGGCUGAAGGUUUUGAUCAUGAGAUACGAGGUCUAUUACUCCGAAGCCUGGCCGUAUAGACUUCGAAACGAGUUUGAGUUGUUGGACCUCAUUGAACGAACGGAUGAUUUCGGUGCGGUGGAGGUUUGGUAUGAGAUUGAUGGAUCAACAGAGGGGCUGGAGAGUUUCCGGGAAUGGGAGUAUGAUCGGAAGAAGAUGUAUUUGGGGGGUUGGACGAAGUGGAAAGUUGGUGAGAGAUGCAGGCUACUGUGAUGUGAUGGAUGUGUUGCAUGCUUUUAAAAUGUACCGUGGAGGUACUCGCUGCGAGUUGCGGUGGUACGCUUGAGAACUGUGACACUACGAAUACCUUCACGAUAGCUUUCGGAUUCACCCAAUGUGCCUGACUAGAGCUAUGUAUACACCCGAUGACACCAUUUCUUCCGAAUAACUUGACUAGUAAACAGGCCAAAGUUGAGCAUACACUAGGCAUGACCUGGAGGAAGAUAGGAUUUGUGUUCACCGCCAGGGAUACGGUCGCCUGACGGAGCCAAGGCAGGGGACGGGCCCCCACCAACUGC